This is a messenger RNA of Taeniopygia guttata (zebra finch), 2390 nucleotides long. Its product is annotated as cystatin-A. NCBI's taxonomy places the organism in Eukaryota, Metazoa, Chordata, Aves, Passeriformes, Estrildidae. Gene Ontology annotation, cellular component: cytosol. Gene Ontology annotation, molecular function: cysteine-type endopeptidase inhibitor activity. The record is from RefSeq and is a predicted model, not a curated record.
UAAUAUCUUCAGUUUCACACCUAGAUUCUUUCCAAAAUUAUAAAUGAACCCUCCUAGACUUUGUGCUCAGUGUAUUCAUUGCUAGACAGAAUCAAGAGUUCUCCAGGAGUGUACUACUGCCCUAGGGAUCUUAACAUCCCUUCCCAAGGAAAUUAGCAGGUUCUGUGUCCUGGUGAGUGGACAGGUUUAUAAAAUACCCUGUUUAGUACUGGUGCUGUGCAGUUGUUGGACACAUUCUCUGAUUUCUGGCCUUAGUAAGGUGAACUGGGUCUUCCAGUUCCUUAACUUAUCUGUCCUGCUGUAUGAAUAAGGGGUGUGGAACAUGAUCAGCAUUUGAGUGAAUCAGCAAGCUCUUCUACAAAAGAAGAUUUGAGUUGUCAUCAGCUCCAUGAAUAGGACUUUGAGGAACUCCUCAUCUGGAGAGAAGUUGUUGAAAGUGGCAGAAUUCCAGUUUUAUCAGCUGCCACUCCCUUUAUUGCUGAGUAUAGGAAGGAUUUUUCUCUCCGUUCACAAAAAUAUUCUCAGGAAAAUGAACUUUCCUCAAAUGCUUUUUGUCUGCUUCCAUAGCACUGUUGCUCAAGUCUAUAAAAUUCUGCAAUAUCUUUUUCAGUAACAUGCUGUAAUACUCAUCAAUACUGUUGAGUAUAGGGCUCCUACAGCCCCAGUUUCUCAAUUUCAGGGGCUUUCUACCAAAACCCCUGGUUUUGAAGUCAGAUCUGAAGUACUUUUUACAGUGUCUUGUAUCAUUUUUUAUCUGUGAGGAGGAGAUUCAGUAGUAUGGGCAGGACACAGAUAAGUUGCUAUUGCCAUAAACCCACCUCUUCCUAGCAAAUUCCCUAAUACUGAUCCCAGCAGAAAUGCCCAUUGCCUGUGUGCAGCACAUAUUCUCAUUUCAUCUGCUGCCAUGUACCUGCCCCUACAGACUAAAAAGUGUCUGGUCUGUUCCUGCUUCUCUGGUCCUUGCUCUAGAACAACAUUCCUCUUAUUUGCUGCUGAGGGGGAUGGCAGGAAUAUUGACCGGGAGUAAUUUUAUCUGUGAUCUUGAAGUGUUAGUUCUCCCUUACCAGGGAGGGUUGCUAGCAGUUAUUAGCCUUCCCCCAGCUGAUUCUGAGCUUUGUGCAUUCACAUUCAUGAGGCUGAUUGUGCCAUGACACUGUAACUGCAGAAUGAAUACUUCUGACUAUAUGUUCUCAUGUGAUCUGUUUCAACAGCAUACGUUGAAAAUGGGACAGCUUUUGUGUUUUUUGGUUGUACUUUGUCUUCCAGGAAAUUGGCACUAGAGUUAAAAAGCAGAUUUUAUUGCACAUUCAGUUGCUAUUAUGAUUGCCUGAAUGCAGCUCUUGGUUUGAUGGGAAAGGAGCAGAAAUACCUUAUUUUCAGUACUUACCUGAAUCUGGGAUGGAAUUAUUUUCUACUUCUGAUGCUGGUGUUUACCUUGUCAGCUUUUUGGUCAGGCAGAGGGAAGUCAAGUCACUGGAUGUAAGAUGCUGUCUAGUUGUGUUUCCCCAUUUGGAAGGAUUUUGAGAGAAUAAAAUUUCAAGUUAAACGGGACCUACGUUAAGGCAAGUGCUGCAUCAUCCUCUGAUCGGUAAAGGUAUUGGGAAAUACUGGGUGUGUCUGAUUUGUUUCUCAAGAUCUCCGCCUAAUCUUCUGCACAUGGGUGGGGAAGCAAGAAAUUCCAGCUGCAGCCCAAACCGACUCUCUUUAAGAUGUGGGUGACUGGAGGCUGAUGUCUGCUUUUCUUUUGGAUGUGAAGACCAUAAGCACUUCUUUGAGUGUUUUUUACAUAUAUUAAUAAUAUUGCCAGUGCUUUACAUUGCUUUCCCUCCCCCUUUUCCCCUUUUGUCUCCUUCUCCAGUUCAGUAAUUGUAGGCUCCAUAUGUUGCAGGUCACAUGGUUCUAUGACACAUGUGUGUGUCUGUAUAUAUGAGAUGCCUGGGGACUCUGCUCAGACUGCGCUGAACUUCCCUCUUCAGAGCUGCUCACCAUUUCAGAGAAGUCACUUGCCACCAUGAUGACUGGGGGUUUAUCUGAGACCAAGCCAGCUACUCCAGAAAUUCAGCAGCUUGUUAACCAGGUGAAGCCACAGUUUCAAAGCCAGGCAAACACGAACUGUGCUGUCUUUACAGCCAUAGUAUAUAAGACUCAAGUGGUUGCUGGGACCAUGUACUUUAUUAAGGUCCAAGUUUCUGAUGGUGAAUAUGUCCACUUAAAGGUGUUUGAGAGUCUUCCUCAUGAGAACACAGGUCCCAGCCUUGUCGGUUUUCAGACUGGCAAAACCAGAGAUGACCCUCUGACCUACUUCUAAGACAUGAUGUGUUGCAGUGCCUCACCUCUGCAAAUCCUAUGGGGAUUCUGCCCAUGACAGUAAAUAAAAUAAGUAAAUAAAA